AUUUCAUUUUGUUCCUUGCUUGCUAUCCGAGAGCUCAAGGAUGCGUUAUCCUCAUCCCAACGUUAACAUGAUUGUUUUCACCUUGUCUUCAUCCAUGUUCUUGAACGGUCGGGCCUUCUGCCUUGGAGAGAACAUUUAGAGAGAGAAAAGUGGGAGGGAGAAAUUUAAAUAUGGGUGGCAGAGGCAGGGUUUUGAGGGCUUUAUUAGGAGCUGUUUUCUUCAUGGGUUUUAUCUGGUUCUUGUUUGUUGGAGUUCUAGCCAGUCGCGUGACCAGAACGACUACCACAACAAUUCAUGAAUCAACUGCAAAGUCUGAUGAGCUGCUAAAGUUGAUAGCAAAAGAGAGGCAAGUCGGUCACUGGGAUUUGGAUCCGAAUUACGAGAGCAAGAGAAGAGUACCUAAUGGACCUGAUCCUAUUCACAACAGGAAAGCGGGGAAAACCAGAGAACCACCCGGUCGAGUUUAAGCACCAAGAAGAUACAGAGGAGCUUCAGAACUUUGUUUAGAAGACUUAUAGCCAUGCAAUUUGAGUGAAAUAUGAGUGCAUCUCCAUAUUAGAUUUUUUUUUUUGGUUGCAAUUCUUGUAGUUAGUAAUCAUGCUGCUCCACUUUUGGGAGUGUUUAGUUGUUGUAAAAAAAAUUGAUAUAGGUCAGUCAUUAAAUUACUCCUGAAUUUUACUCGAAUGACUCGAGCAUUCUCAGGGUACUGCUUCAUGAAUUGCAGAGAGACUUGAAUUUUAUGGAAUCAGAUUUGUGGAAGCUUCUCCUCUCUUGCACGAUAAAAGCCUAAACUUUUGGAGGUAUCCCACUGGUAUUUGCUUUGUCCCUACUUAUAUUCAAAGACUGAUGAGAAAGAGAGAUAUUCAUGGAUUGAUUGAGGAUUUUACUUUGCAAUGAAAAAGAAAACAGAGCAUGUUAAACGAAGUGAGAAAAAAAUGGAACACAAUCCUAGAAAAUGUGCUAGCUAGUCUCCAAUCUCCAUACAUCAUCUAUGCAGGCAUGUAAGAUAUAUUAUUGAGAAAUUGGCUUUAGUAUUUCUA
Molecule: messenger RNA, 1040 nt
Organism: Camellia sinensis
Lineage: Eukaryota; Viridiplantae; Streptophyta; Magnoliopsida; Ericales; Theaceae
Gene: CLE25
Product: CLAVATA3/ESR-RELATED 25
Source: RefSeq, a predicted model, not a curated record